This is a messenger RNA of Oreochromis aureus, 1858 nucleotides long. Its product is annotated as norrin cystine knot growth factor NDP. NCBI's taxonomy places the organism in Eukaryota, Metazoa, Chordata, Actinopteri, Cichliformes, Cichlidae. The transcript has 3 exons. The coding region runs from base 428 to 862 and encodes 144 amino acids. The record is from RefSeq and is a predicted model, not a curated record. Gene Ontology annotation, biological process: Wnt signaling pathway.
AGAGAGGAGCGCUCAGACAAUCAGUGUGUGUGUGUGUGUGUGUGUGUGUGUGAGUGAGAGAGAGAGAGAGAGAGAGGUAGAAACAAGAGGAGAGAGGAGCUGGCUGGGAAACAACAGUUGAACAACAAAUCCAGUGUUGCAUGCAGCCUCUCCGGAUACCUCUGCUGUCUUUCUGCUGCCGGUCACUGAAGACCCUGAUGGAUUAAGGCAGCAGGGGAUGGAGCAGCCUGCCCAAGAAACCCUCCUACUACCUAAAGCUUGCUGAAUUUGAACCUAUAGUGAGCUGACAGGAACAAAGCAGAGUCAAAGAUAAUCUCCUUUUGUGCAGCCCUGUGACAGAACAGACUGUGUAAGGAGGAGGAAGAAAAGGAACUACGUUACACGUUGGACAUCCCGUGAGGAUCGAGAGCCUCAGGGUGGCCCGAUCAUGAAACCUUCCAUCUCUGGGGGCUCCCCCUCUGGUCUUCUGCUGGUUCUAAUGUGCUGCCCCCUCCUGGGCUUGGUCCAUUCUGCCAGCAGCAGCAACAAGGCCAGCGAUAACGGACACGCACACCUGGGAGAUGCUGACCCAGACCGCUGCAUGAGGCAUCACUUUGUGGAGACCAUCACGCACCCAAUUUAUAAAUGCAACUCCAAGAUGGUGUUGCUGGCGCGCUGCGAGGGCCACUGCAGCCACACGACCCGCUCCGACCCCCUCAUCUCAUUCAGCUCAGUGCUCAAACAGCCCUUCAAGAGCACCUGCUCCUGCUGCCGGCCGCACACCUCCAAGCUGAAGGCGGUGAGGCUGCGCUGCACUGGCGGGACUCGCAUUACGGCCACUUACAGAUACAUCCUCGCCUGCAACUGCGAGGAGUGCAGCUGAGCCGACAGCAGCACCCUCCCAGACCCUCAAGACUCUCAAGAGCCGGCAUUUUUCUUGGCCACAGACCUUCCUCUCAAGCUGUCCAAAGCAUUUUGGUUGAUUAUUGGAUCAGAAAAUGGCCCCAGAGAUGCUGGUUGUUAACUUGUGAGUGAUAGUUUGGAGCAGUCAGAUCAGCCUCACGUGGGCCUUAAAAUUGACCUACAGCCCUUGGGACUCAGACAGAACAUACUAUACCCUCUCUAUUAUGUGCAUUCAAUCAGUACAAACAAUGCAAAGCAUAUUUCUUCAGCUCACAAGGCCAGACACCACAAACUGCAGCUCCCAGGAGCCUGCUGGAGACCCUCCUCGCUGCAGAGACACACUGCACUCAUUAUAAGCCUCCGUAAUUCAUAACACACACGCUCAAGAACCACAGAAUGAGAGCUCAUUGCAAAUAUCUGUAACAGCCUUCUCCCAGCUCCAUAAAAAAAAGAAAAAAAGAAAAAAAGCGUUUGACGACUAAACAAAAUGCCUCGUUAAAAAGCAGCAUGGGAAAGGACGAGCGGGUCUGCAUGAGCCCUGACAUGUGCUGGAUCUACAGUGGAGCACCUGCGCCGUGCUUACUCACCCAGUAACAUUUUACACACUCCCUGCAGACUUUCAUCUAGCUGUGUAAAACAUGACUGAUGCUGACAGGAGAGCUCAUCGAAUGAACAGUAAAAAAAAAAAAAAAAGUAGCAUAAGAGGAGCCCAGAGGAUGCAAGAAGACCACUGAUGAAGCUUUUAGCAGCCUCCGGGUCAGCGGCGUGGACUGUCAAUAGACUGCCGAGGGUAUCAGUGCUCAUUUAAAGUAUAACCUGUUCUACUUGGAUCUUUGUGAUGUUCAUGUUGACGUUAUUGUAACUGCCGCUACUAUCACGCCGGAUUGAUUAAACUUGCCGCUAUUGCCUGUAACGUAUUGUUAGUAAUGACAUGUCCUGUGUCCAACAUGAUGAAUACAGAACUUCGCACUCACUA